This is a messenger RNA of Haliotis rubra (blacklip abalone), 6768 nucleotides long. RefSeq names its product collagen alpha-5(IV) chain-like. Gene Ontology annotation, cellular component: basement membrane; collagen trimer. The record is from RefSeq and is a predicted model, not a curated record. Gene Ontology annotation, molecular function: extracellular matrix structural constituent. NCBI's taxonomy places the organism in Eukaryota, Metazoa, Mollusca, Gastropoda, Lepetellida, Haliotidae. The transcript is spliced from 40 exons. The coding region runs from base 286 to 5619 and encodes 1777 amino acids.
CUGAGAUAUGACUUGGUAAAGUGGGGAAUUUCCGUGACAAAAUAUUCCAAAUUCGGUGCCUUUCAGAAACCUGAGAAAAUAGUGCCCCUAUUUUGUCGUCUGCAGUUUGGUGCAUAUUCCCUCAACUCGAGACAAGAUGGUGGAAAACUGAAGAAACUAGCCCGUCUCGGAGUGAGGGAUAGCGAGGAACAGCUAGUUUGAGGGGCUUGCUGGCUUUCCUUUGGCCAGUAGGCUUUAUGAUAGUAUUAUUCUGCAUAAGCAAAGUGUGAUUUAACAUUUAACAACAUGAAACCCAAGGAAUUUCUGAAGCGGCACUUGCCGUUAGUUCUGGGAGUGAUUCUCUUCUUGGAUUAUUUGGAUACUGCUUCUGGAGCCGCUUGUAAAGGAUGCACAUCAGCUGUGUGUAUCUGUGAGGGCCAGAAGGGAGAAAAUGGAGGGAGAGGACUUCCAGGGCUGCAAGGUCCACCUGGCCUGCCCGGCUUCCCUGGACCAGAGGGCCCUAUCGGCCAGUUGGGGAUGAAAGGUGACCUGGGUGAGGUCGGCGCUCGAGGACCCAAGGGAUUCAGAGGAGCCUCAGGUCUGCCCGGUUUCACAGGAAUACCAGGUAUCCCGGGUCAGUCCGGUAUCGAGGGACCAGUAGGACCUCAAGGAUAUCCUGGCUGCAAUGGAACCCAAGGAGACGCGGGUUUCUCGGGACAGCCUGGUCUGCCUGGCCUGCCAGGAUCUAGAGGACGUCCGGGUAGACCUGGUAGAAAGGGAGCACCAGGAGCAAGUGAAGGUGUGCGGUUUGGCUUCAAGGGAGAGCCUGGUGAAGAUGGAAGAGAUGGACAAGUGGGUUUCCCAGGUGAGAUUGGUCUACCUGGUGAUUACGGCUACCCUGGAGACAGAGGAAUCCCUGGUGUAUCAGGGUUGCCCGGUCCCAAGGGAUACAAAGGUUUGCCGGGUGCCAUGAAACUGGGACAUAAAGGAGCAAAGGGAGACACUGGUGACCCAGGUCCACCAGGGAAGUUCCCCGUAGUUGGACCUGUAGAGGUCCGGUCUGGUAUUCCAGGAGACAAGGGUGAAACCGGUCCUAAAGGACCUGUAGGAGAUCCGGGCGACAAGGGCAUGGAAGGAGACAGGGGUGCUUCUGGUCUGAGUGGACUGAAGGGGCCCAAGGGAAUGGAUGGACCUCCAGGAAGGAGGGGUAAACGGGGUAAAGAAGGACCACAAGGACCAUACGGAGCGAAAGGCUUCCCUGGCGCCAAGGGCUUCUCAGGCAAUCCAGGAAUAAAUGGAGUAAAGGGUAUGUUUGGUGAGCCAGGCUUCCCUGGACGACAGGGUCUUCAAGGUUUGCCUGGACCUCCUGGUAUCCUCGGUAACGGUACUGGCACCGGCCGGCCAGGUCCCAGGGGACGAAUUGGAUCACCAGGACCUAAAGGUUUCCCUGGAGGCCCAGGUUAUGAUGGUGAGGAGGGUCGCCGGGGUCUGCCUGGCCUGGCUGGCCUCCCUGGCUCCCAGGGUCUGCCUGGUCUUCCUGGUAUCCCUGGCAUGUCCAUGAAGGGUGACCGAGGUGUCGGAGGUCUACGCGGAAUUGAUGGGAAAGAUGGUAUUGUGGGAUUCCCUGGUCUGGCCGGGGAGAAUGGAGAAAAUGGUCGUCCUGGUGAGACUGUGUAUGGACCACCUGGUGAUCAAGGUCUGUCUGGUCUUCCCGGUCUUCCUGGUUUACCAGGACUUCCUGGAGAUUCUGGCUACUAUGGAGAGGCUGGCUACCCUGGAGAGGGCUUCACCUUGUUUGGCCCCCUCGGCCCGCGUGGACUGCCAGGAGACAGAGGUGAACCGGGACCACCUGGUGUGGACGGACUUCCAGGUCUUUCUGGAGAAAUAGGUUUCCGUGGAGACGACUGUGGCUUCUGUCCAGAUGGAAUUCCUGGAGGGCGGGGAGAUAAUGGCGACACUGGCAGACAAGGACAGGAUGGCUUCCCUGGCCUGCCUGGUUUCUCUGGUGAGAAAGGACAACCUGGUGAAUUUGGACUGCCUGGUCCUGAUGGAAGGUCUGGUGAGCCUGGUGUUCCAGGACGGGAUGGCGCCCCAGGUUUCCCUGGUUCCAAGGGAUUACCGGGUGAACCGCUGGGAUUUGUUGAUGUAGAAAGAUACCGAGGCCCCUCUGGUCCGAAGGGUUCAACAGGCUACCCUGGUCUGCCUGGUAUGGAUGGGUCUAUGGGAACGGUCGGACAGAGAGGCUUGCCUGGAGGUGCUGGUUACCAGGGAAUGAAGGGUGAUGGUGGCAUUCCUGGAGACACCGGUCUUGACGGACUACCUGGACUUCCUGGUCUCCCUGGCAACAAGGGUCUGCCUGGGGAUGAGAUCCCCGGCGCCAGAGGAGAAAAGGGUGAUCCUGGUCUGACAGGACUUGAUGGCGGCGAUGGCAGGAAAGGAUUAAAGGGUGAACAAGGAGAACCUGUAGCGCUGCCAUUUCAGCUGGAGCUGAAGGGAGAAGUUGGAAGCAGAGGUCUGCCAGGUAUUCCGGGCCGAGAUGGAGAACCAGGGUUUGAAGGUGAACUUGGCAUAGACGGCCUGCCUGGUAUGCCUGGUCUGCCAGGAUUACCAGGCAUGAAAGGUGUUGAUGGUCUCUCUGGUCUGCCCGGUGGCCAAGGUUCUCGUGGCUCCAAAGGCUAUCCUGGUUUGCCAGGAGACGAGGGACUGCCUGGUCAGUCAGGAAUUAAGGGUUUUACCGGAGAUGAUGGACUGCCUGGUCUGCCAGGAUUACAGGGACCUAGAGGUGAGCCUGGACGUACCCCAAGACAAGGCAUCCCAGGAGAAAGAGGUUUAGAUGGAAUUCCUGGAGAACCUGGUGUAGGUGGCGCUGUCGGUUUACCUGGACGACCGGGAACACCUGGACCUGAUGGUAUUCCAGGAACAUAUGGUGAGGAUGGACUUCCUGGUCUUCCUGGAAGUCCUGGAUUGAAGGGAUUGUCUGGAGAGCUUGGAAGCCGUGGUCUACCUGGCCUGCCAGGCUUGCAAGGGAUGCAGGGAUUCCCAGGAUCCCCUGGACUGCGUGGUAUCCGUGGUGACGAAGGGCUGCCUGGUAUACCAGGGUUUGCUGGUGCCAAGGGCCAGCCUGGUCUUCCCGGUAUUCGUGGUCUUGACGGUGAAGAUGGUCUUUCUGGUCAGCCAGGAGAGUCUGGUCUGGACGGUCUCCCUGGACGCCCAGGCCUGGCUGGAGUGAAAGGCGCCAAUGGUAUUCCUGGAUCCCCUGGUACUGAUGGUCUGACUGGAUUGCCUGGUAUCAGUGGCUCAAAAGGUGACGUUGGAAAUGCUGGUCUCCCUGGCCUGCCUGGCCUCCCAGGACAGAGAGGACCUAAAGGCUUCUCUGGUGAAUCCGGUCUCCCUGGUCUCCCUGGUCAGAGGGGCAACAGAGCCCCUUUUGGCUUCAAGGGCGUGAAGGGUCAGCGUGGUCUUGAUGGUCUGCCAGGUCUUGCCGGACAGCCAGGUCUCCCGGGACGGGAGGGACUUAGAGGACUGACUGGUGACAGGGGCCCCACCUACCCAGGAGAAAUUGGUCGUGAGGGUCUCCCCGGUUUAAGUGGCCUCCCAGGCCCCGACGGAACAUCGGGACCCAAAGGCAGGAUUGGAGAAAUGGGAAUUCCUGGUCUAGAUGGUCUGCCUGGAGACCCCGGUCUGCAGGGCAGAGAUGGCAAUGAUGGUCUUCCCGGUCUUCCUGGGUUAAAGGGGGAGCGGGGUCUUGAUGGUCUGCCAGGUCUUGAUGGAGAACAAGGUGGCUUGGGUGUAGAUGGUCUGCCUGGCGCACCGGGUCUCCCAGGGUUUACAGGUGAUCGCGGUCAGGAAGGACUCCCUGGUAUCGACGGAGAACUUGGCCAGCCUGGUGAUGAUGGUCUGCCUGGUCUGCCAGGAUUGCCCGGUCUUCCUGGCAUGAAGGGAUCCUCUGGUCCUUCUGGACGCCCUGGUGCUGAUGGACUUUCUGGAGGUCGUGGUGAUGAUGGUUUGCCAGGACUUGGUGGCCCUCGUGGACUUAGAGGAGAGAAUGGUCUUCAAGGCCGACCUGGUCUUGAUGGCGAGCCUGGCCAACCAGGUUUUGAUGGAGGUCCUGGUCUGCCAGGUCUGCCUGGAGAGGAAGCACCAGCAGGUCGCCCUGGGCCCCCCGGUGUGGAUGGUAUACCAGGCACCCCUGCUCUGCCUGGCCUUUCUGGUUUGCCAGGAGAAGAUGGUUUUCCAGGUCGACCUGGAUUUCCAGGCCAGAAGGGAGAGUCUGCCUUUUCUCUACCUGGACUGAAGGGCUUGCCAGGAGAUUCAGGACUUGAUGGUCUUCCAGGUUUACCUGGCGAACGGGGAGUACCAGGCCAGCCAGGAUUACCUGGUCUGAAGGGAAUGAAGGGAGAAACUGCCUUGCCAGGUCUACCAGGCACUGAUGGUCGAGAUGGAGAACCAGGCAGGAUUGGAGAAGAUGGAGAGAAUGGUCAACCUGGUAUCCCUGGUGUUGAUGGUCGGCGUGGUGACGAUGGUGCAAAUGGUUUUCCUGGUCGCAAGGGAGAGAGAGGUGUUCCUGGCUUCUCUGGUGAGAGAGGCCGACCUGGAGGUCCUGGUAUUGCCGGUUUAAAGGGAUACCCAGGUGACCCUGGCCCCACUGAUAUCACUCGCCUGCCACCUAGCCCGCGAGGAGAUGAUGGAACAAGGGGUGAACCUGGCUUUCCAGGUUUAGAAGGUCCAAGAGGAGCUCAAGGUGAUGAUGGUCUCCCUGGUCUGAAUGGUCUUCGCGGUACGGAAGGGUUCCCUGGGACACCCGGUUCAGCUGGUGAACAAGGCCCCUCCGGUCAGCCUGGUAUUCCUGGUAUCGAUGGCAUGCCUGGUCUCCCAGGUCUGCCAGGAUUCCCGGGUGAGAUAGGAGGCCCCGGAGGAGAUGGAGGAGGCCCUGGAAUUUACUUCACAAGGCACAGUCAGACCACCAACGUUCCAAACUGUCCAGUGGGAACAGCCAAUCUGUGGACUGGGUAUUCAUUGCUGUAUGUUGUUGGCAAUGGGCGUGCACAUGGACAGGAUCUUGGUACUGCCGGUAGCUGUCUGCCCAGGUUUAGCACCAUGCCUUUCAUGUUCUGCAACAUCAACAAUGUCUGCAACGUGGCCUCCCGCAGUGACUACAGCUACUGGCUAGCCACACCCGAGCCCAUGACGCCCAUGAUGAAUCCAGUCAGUGGGGAACAGAUCCGACCCUACAUCAGUCGCUGUACAGUGUGUGAAGCACCAUCACCUAUCAUGGCCGUCCACAGUCAAACCAUGGUGCUGCCCGAGUGUCCUGGAGGCUGGAGGUCUCUCUGGAUCGGAUAUAGUUUCAUUCUUAACACUGGUGCUGGUUCUUCUGGCUCUGGUCAGUCCUUGGCUUCCCCAGGUUCCUGCCUGGAGGACUUCCGUGCCGCUCCUUUCAUCGAGUGCCAUGGAAGAGGCACAUGUAAUUACUAUGCAACGUCAUUAAGUUUCUGGCUAGCUACUUUAGAAAGAGAUAACCAGUUUAGCAGGCCUCUCUCAGACACACUCAAGGCAGGCAAUUUACGAAGUAAAAUAAGCAGAUGCCAAGUUUGUAUGAAAGAUGAAUCUCUUGAACCUUUUCUCUAUAGAUUUAAAUAAAUACAAGUAAAAGUUCUUUUAGCUUCUAUAAUUAAUUUGUGAUCUCGUCAGGGAUAUUGCUCCAGACGUCAUGUGCUUGUAAAACCUGUACAUACCGUCAGACGAUGGAACGUAAAGUACCCCCUAUGUAUUGAAAGCAUUAGCUUCUAUGCAAACAGGAUUUUUCUUGGCUAAGUAUGUGUGUUAAAGAGAAAAGAGACCUCAAUUUGCAAUAAAGGGUCACCAGUCUGAUUUCAUAUGGGUGCUGUUUACAUUCAGGCAUCUGUGUUUCGUACAUAUGAUGUUUUGCACUGAGUAGAAGAAAACAGUGUACUGUCUAGUCACUUGUAGAUUCAAACUGGCUUGCACUACAUUCAAUUUGCUUUUGUACCAAACUACAUACAAUUUAUAAAAUUAUGAAAAAAUUGUUGGAAGUACUGCAAGCCAUAUUAAUAGAUAGCAUCUUUCAGUGCAAUAACGUGAUAAUACUCCUGUACCUUAUGUUUACCCAACCAUCACUGCCAAAUUCUCGUGAUAUAUUUUCAAGUAUUGGAUGUGUGAUAUAAUUACUGCUAAUGUGCCUCUUAUGUAGAAGAAAACACUAGUAUCUACCGUCCUCGUAUCUGUGUUAUGUACGUAAUGACCGCCUAAAGCGGCCACAGUUUUGAAGGGUCUGAAUAGUCAUAAUGAUAUAACAAAGUUCAACAGGUCAAGAUAAGACACAUACAAAAUAGUUGAAUUCCAGACACCGGACGUUCCUUAAAGCUGAGGCACAUUUGAUUCAGUGAUUAGAGACAAGGCUCAACAUUGCUCAGUUGUUUUUCUUGAUUUUUAUACGGACUGUACUGUAAGUUGUGACUAAAAUCAUCCCUGUUUUAUCUUGACCUGUUGUUGCUAGUUUCAGCUCUCAUGCAUAAUAAGAGUCAAUAUUUACAAGCUGGAUGAAAUGUAAGCAUUAAUAUUUGAGGAUAAUGUGUCUUUUGUACGUUUUCAUUAACCUGCCAACAAGACAGGGCAUGGAUGUUUAUCAUAUCAGAUCUGGUUUAUUGGGGGAGUUCAGUCUUUGAAAUCAUGUAAAUUCAAUUGUCUGUACAACAUGAAAUGAAUACUCGUUUGGGUUAGCUCAAUUCACAAUGUCUGUAAUUAAAGAGAAUAAAUGAUCAUUUGACA